Messenger RNA from Folsomia candida, 3709 nucleotides. RefSeq names its product scaffold attachment factor B1. The record is from RefSeq and is a predicted model, not a curated record. Bases 207 to 3314 code for a protein of 1035 amino acids. Gene Ontology annotation, biological process: regulation of mRNA processing; regulation of transcription by RNA polymerase II. Lineage: Eukaryota; Metazoa; Arthropoda; Collembola; Entomobryomorpha; Isotomidae. Gene Ontology annotation, molecular function: RNA binding; sequence-specific DNA binding. Gene Ontology annotation, cellular component: nucleus. The transcript has 17 exons.
ACUCCUCACUCCAUUCCAUCCACCAUAUUAUUUACGACUCUUCUCAUUUAUAAAGAUCUCCAUUCACUAAUAACUUGAUGACAUUUUGUGAUUUUCUUGUUGAUAAAUGACAAAGGAAAAGAUAACGUUAAUUGACCAUUGAUUGAUAAGUUUAACGACUAUUGUAUUUCUUCCAGAAUAAUUAAUUAAUUAAAAGGAUUUUCGCCAUGGGAGGAGGGAGGAAGAUUUCUGACCUUCGUGUCGUCGACUUGCGCAGCCAUUUGGAGAAGAGGGGCCUCGACACGAAGGGCAAUAAGGCUGCUUUGGUGGAAAGAUUGACACAGGCUCUGGCCGCAGAGGGGAUAAAUCCUGAAGAAUAUUUGAUGGGUGACGUAGAAACGGCUGGCAAAGAUAAGCCUACGCAGUCUUCCGGAGGCGAAACCACCGAAGCUGAUGCUAGUGAAGAACUUCCCCCAGAAUCGGAAGAAGGCCCAGAGGCGUUAACAGUCAUGGAGGUUGUAAAGAUCACGGAGAGUGAAAAACAAGAAAAUGAAGGACAAGAAGAAACUGUUGAUAAACCAACGACAGAGCAAGAAAGUGUAGUUCAGGACCUAAAUAAAGAAGAAGAAAGUGUAGCUCAAGCCCAAAAUAAAGAAGAAAGUGUAGUUCCAUCACAAAAUAAAGAAGAAGAAAGUGUAAUUCCAUCACAAAAUAAAGAAGACGAAAGUGUAGUUCCAUCACAAAAUAAAGAAGACGAAAGUAUAGUUCCACUACAAAAGGAAGAAGAAGAAAAUGUAGUUCCAUCACAAAAUAAAGAAGAAAGUGUAAUUCCAUCACAAAAGGAAGAACAGGAAAGUAUAAUUCAACAACAAACUGAAGAACACGAAAAUUCAGAUCACGAAAACAAAAAGGACAAAAGUCCAGACCAAGAAAGAGAAAUUGAUAAUUCAAAUAAAAAAGACGAAGAACAAGAAAAAAAAGAUGACUCCAAAGCAUUGCCAGAAAAGAAAGAUCCUGUAGAAACUGAUAAAAUAGAAUCUAAAAAUGAUACCUCGACCGAUGCUGGGGUUGACGAUGACAAUUACGCACUAAACCUAACGAUUGGGGAUGAAGAGGAUAAAUUUAUAAUGGAUGGAGAGGAUGGAGCUGAAAGUGAAACAAAUCCUGAUACAACUCUUGACAACUCUUUCCAUUUGAAACUAGCAGUUGUGCCAUUAUCAUCAAUCACAUGUGAAAACGCCGACGAGUCCAAGUCGGCAUCACCUGGGCCUAUCAAUGCUACACAAGCGGAACCUUCAUCCGAAGAAAAACAACAUACUGAAAAAUCAUCCGAGGAAGGAGGAGGAAACAAGCCGCCACGAAAAUCUAAAGAUGAAGACCGAAAUACCCUUCUGGUCACGGGCUUGUCGUCACAGACUGCAGCGACGGAAAUCAAAGCGGUGUUUAAGAAACAUGGAAAGAUUGGCGGCGUUAAGAUAAUGUCCAAUGCGAAGGAUCCCGAGGGUAGUCGAUUUGCAUUGGUGUCAGUAAUGUCGUCGGAGGAUGCCACGAUCUGCAUUAAGAAUCUUGAUGGUUUCGCACUUAAUGGACACAUCAUGCAUGUUGAGAAAGCUCGGGACGAAAUGUUGACUGCAGAUUGGGUGAACAGUCAUUCCUCCAAGAACAAAAAUAAGGACGGGAAAAAAUCGGGGAACGGAAUCCCACCUGGAUUAACACCACCUCCUACGCCCAAAGAAGACUCGGCCAACAUUUCUAUUGAUCCCGCAACCGAAAAAUCAGAUAGUUCGAAAGACAUUGUUGAAGUUAAAUCAGUCGAUCAAAAACCCGACGUAGAAAUGCCUGCUACUAAAUCAAGUCCCACCGGACCAGCCGUGUCGUCAUCAUCCGACGCCGCCACCAAAGCAAAAGUGGAAUCAAAGUCGAAACGACGAUCGUCCAAAGAUUCAGGAUCCGGAUCCCACAAACACCGGCUUUCGAGGAGCCCUGAGGAGAGAAAGGGACGAAGUAGGGAGGUAGUUUUCUUCAAGAGACGAGAAUUCCACCCGUCACCAUUCCGAGGCGGGAUGAAUUCACGCCUGAUAAGAAGUCGUCAUCCCAGAUAUCGCUACCACGACGAGGACGAGGAGGAACGAAGGGAAGAAUAUCGUCGGCGACUGAUGGAACGCAGGGAAAUGCAGCACCGUCGUCGCCACGGUUCUCCACAUCGUCACCACCGCCACUCCCUCGUGCGUAGAAGUCGAAGUCCAUUGCAGCGAAUUCCUUUCCACAGGGGAGGAUCGUCACCAGAAGGUCGGCGGAGCAGGCAACCUGAACUUACAUUUGAAGAAAUCUAUGACACUCAUCAGCGUGAAAAGGAUCGCGAGAUGGAGAGGGAACGACGAGAGAUAGAGCGACGAAGGAUGGAGGAAGCACAAAAACAGCACAUGUUGGAUGAAGAAUUUCGCCUCUUGGCCAAGGAGCGUGGAAGGAUUGAGGCGGAGAAGGCGGAAUUGAAACGUCAAAAGGAGAGAAUGAUUAUGGAGGAGAGAGAAAAGCAGAGAAUUGAGCAGGCCGAAAUUGAGAGAGAAAAGGCAAUAUUGGCACGAAAGGUCAAGGUCAAACGGUUAAAUUUGGAAGAGCAGUAUAGAAAUUUGGAGGAUAGUGAAGAAUCAAAGAAGGCUGGACGACAUAGCUUUGUGGACCCACGAUCCGACAAGGAUAAGAUGCGACCGCAUCCAUAUCGUAAAGAGGACCCUGCUCGAUUUUUGGACCGUACUUCAGGAAUUCGAGGUGCACCGAUUAGAAGUGCUCCGGUACGCGAAGUACGUGAUCACGUGUCACCAAGUUGGGAACCUAAUGAAAGGAGGGACACUAAAACAAGAGGGCACGUUAAAGGUCGUGACGAUACGGCAAUUCCAUCAGGUUCCGGGGGGACCAGAUACUCCGCUCCAUUUGAUACUUCUGGAGCUGCACCUCAACGCAUUGUGACCACUCUCCCAAGAACUUUAGACUAUUUAUCUCGGGACCCCUCCUGGCGACCGGGUGGAACUUCGUUCACCGGAGAUUCAUCAAUGUCCAUAUUACGCACAGAAAAUUGGUUAUCUAACCGAGAAUCGACCUGGGGUGCUUCAGAAAGAAUUGCCAGUCGUACUGGGACCGAAAUCCCUGAGCGUUGGGGGGGCGGUACUUCCAAUCUGGGAACUAGUGCCGGGGCACGCCUUUCAAUUCCAGUGGCCCCACCUCCGCCUAUUUUCUCUACUACUAGCGACAACUUGAACUUGAAUUUCAACACGGGAAUGUACAACAGCAACUACAACUAUAAACUUCCUUCAUCAAUGUCAUCACAUCGUCGUUAAAAAAUUGUAUUCGUGUCUAAUUUUAUUUUCAUAAAUUGUUCCUGAUGACGCUAAAAUGUGUAUUUACGUUUGACUCUAGUGGUAUUAACGCUAUACUAUCUUGACUUGAUUCCCGAAUCUAUAUUUAUUUUAGGUAGUAGCGACUUUGAUCUGGUUCUUGUAUACAUAGUUAGCAAAAUGGAAUAAAGUUCUACUAGUUAGUUACCUAAAUUUGUUAGUGCAUGAAAAAACAUCAUAUUUUAAUGUUAUGUCUUCAUUUUUUUAUUACAACUUCCUAAUCAAUUGUAUCGUAGUUUUCAUAUAGUUAUUUACUAGAAAAAGUGAGAAUGUUUGUAAGUCAAACACUAAACAAAUAAAUAAAAUGUUUACCUUAUUUCUGCAUAAAAAAUAAUAAA